This is a messenger RNA of Durusdinium trenchii, 513 nucleotides long. NCBI's taxonomy places the organism in Eukaryota, Dinophyceae, Suessiales, Symbiodiniaceae. The record is from the annotation of a GenBank genome assembly.
AUGUGGACCACCUGUGCACGCACGGCUCCGCUGCAUUUGACGCCCCGCGCCAGCGCCGCGAGCGUCGCGCCGCGGAGCACCCGCGCGCGGAGCACGCGCCCGAGUGGUUCGUGGGAACCCCGUCGCGCGGCGGGGUCCGUGGGCGUUGGAGUGGCGCUGACCAAAGUCAGAGGCUUGACCACCACAGCUGAAGCGCCGGCAGCGCCUGUGACAGGGACCAUCCACAAAUGGCCCAAGAGAGAGAUCAAAGGUUUGCUGCAGGAGCUGAAAAGUUCGGAACCCAUCUUGGUGAAGUAUUUGGAGUACGCCACUGAUCCAUGGGUGACGGACUAUGCUGAGCUGCGGCCUUUGAUGGAGAAUCGGAAGCAGAAGGACCUUCUCCACUGCAGAUCGGACGGCGGAACGGCCGAUCGGGCCCAUCGGGGGCGGAUCGCGGACCAGCUCGAAGCCUGGAGAACCAAGGCGAGAAGCAGAUGUGGGCUUCGAGUCCAAGGGUGUGCAGGGCCGAGGUGA